AUAGAAUAAAGUGACGUCAUGCAGAGCGCUAAACACCAGAGCCAGCAGCCCUGGCAGGGUGUGUAGCGCUCGCUCUGCCUCCUGGUUAUUACUCUCCAUUCACAGCGGGCGGUGUCCGGCGGUGGGCGUGUCCUGUGGCACUGGGUGUGUCUCCCUGUAAUCAGAUCCUGUGCACAGAUGGGGCUGUGUCUGCCCUGCCUGGGGGGCGCUGCUGAUGAUGUGGUAGAGACCCCCGACCCUGAUUUGAAAAGGAGACAGCUAGCUGAAGCUGCAGAGAGAAGGCAACAGGAAUCAUCCUCUCGAGGAGUUAAGAACCCUUCUUCAGUAGAUCAAAAAAAGAAGAAGAAAGAGGAAAUGGAGAGAUUGACUACUAAUUUGGAACCUCCUGGGACUGGUGGUGGACUGAGGUGGCAAGUUGGUUAACAGCAUCUUGGUUAAUAAGAAGCGGAUUUCACGUGGAAAAUCACCAUUUUUGGCUUUUGCUGUUUACUCGUGUGGACGUGGACAGUAGGCAGUAUGUGGUUAAGGAUACCAAUCUAUUCAUUGCUUGGGGUUCCUGCACCUGACGAAUGUGAUUGAAGAGAUGCUCGGUUGCUUGUGUUAACCUAAAGCUCAGAUUUGCUUAAAUAAAAGGGUAACCCAAAGUUUAAGGAAGUGAGUGUCUUGAGGCAUUCCUCGUUAAAGAAAGCAUCUAAUUUAUGUGUUGUACACUGAGAAAAAAAAAAUAAUAUAUAUAAAAUAAUAGUGAAGUGUUAACUUUUUGUUGCUGCAUGUAUUUAACUAAGAGUUACAAUUGUGUGAGGAGUCUAGUAUAAAUUCUGCUGCUUUGGAAUCUGCUGUCAAUCUAGAGAAAACAAAAUGAUAUGAACACUAAGGUAAAGUCUGUAAAUAUCUCACAUUAAUGACAAUAAAUUUAUAUAUAUUAAA
Molecule: messenger RNA, 927 nt
Organism: Pelobates fuscus (common spadefoot toad)
Lineage: Eukaryota; Metazoa; Chordata; Amphibia; Anura; Pelobatidae
Gene: SVIP
Product: small VCP interacting protein
Exons: 4
Coding region: 178-423 (81 amino acids)
Biological process (GO): negative regulation of VCP-NPL4-UFD1 AAA ATPase complex assembly; positive regulation of autophagy; negative regulation of retrograde protein transport, ER to cytosol
Cellular component (GO): endoplasmic reticulum membrane
Source: RefSeq, a predicted model, not a curated record